AAUAUAACAUAUAACACAUAACUGUACCUAUAUGUAUUAAAAAAUUUCUUGAUGACCGUGUGUGUUUCGGUCGACCACGAGGUGGUUUUGUGUGUGUAGUGAAAAAAAAUUUUUCAUAUUAAGGAGCUUUUAAAUAACAAUAAUAUAUUAAAUAAUACCUAUCAUUUUUUUGUAUUUAUACAAAAAUGCCCUCUAGCAAUCCAUUGCCACCUAAAGAAAAUGCGUUAUUUAAACGAAUUCUCAGGUGCUACGAGCAUAAGCAGUACAAGAAUGGACUCAAGUUCGCUAAACAAAUUCUCUCCAAUCCAAAAUUCAGCGAGCAUGGAGAAACGCUCGCGAUGAAAGGCUUGACGCUGAACUGCCUUGGCAGAAAAGAAGAAGCUUAUGAUCAUGUUAGACGCGGAUUGAGAAAUGAUUUGCAGUCCCACGUCUGCUGGCACGUCUACGGUCUGCUGCAGAGGUCUGAUAAAAAGUACGAUGAAGCUAUCAAGGCUUACAGGAACGCUCUCAAAUGGGACAAGGAUAAUAUCCAGAUUCUUAGGGAUUUGUCUCUAUUACAAAUACAAAUGAGAGAUUUGGAUGGUUAUAAGGACACGAGAUAUCAGCUGUUCAUGUUAAGGCCAACCCAAAGAGCAUCAUGGAUUGGAUUCGCAAUAUCAUAUCACUUAUUAAAAGACUACGAGACGGCACUGAAGAUCCUCGAUACCUUUCGUGACUCCCCGAUGAUCUGCUACGAUUACGAGCACAGCGAGUUGCUUUUAUACCAAAACCUGGUUAUCCAAGAAUCAGGAGACAGCGAGCAGGCCUUGAAGCAUCUUGAUAAGUACAGCGAUCAGAUUUGCGACAAAAUAACCGUAAAAGAGACCUACGGUAAGCUACGUCUCGAGCUCCGGCAGUACGAGGAAGCUGCUCAAGUCUACAAGGACCUUUUGAACAUAAAUCCUGAGAAUACAACGUAUUACGCGAAACUCGCGGAAGCUGAACGGCAUACAACGCCCGAAGAAACUCUUAAAAUGCUCCAAAGAUUUGAAGAAUUGUAUCCUCGUGCUCUAGCACCUCGUCGUCUCCAACUCAACUACGCGACUGGCGAACAAUUUAAGAUAUUAGUUGAUAAAUAUUUACGGAGAGGGUUACAUAAAGGUGUACCACCACUAUUCGUCAAUCUACGCUCGCUGUAUACUGAUCAAUCAAAAAUCGAUGUCAUACAAUCAUUGGUACUUGAGUACAAAGUAUCACUAAAUAAUCAUGGUCAUUUUAGUAGUGCUGAAAUAGAUAAUCCACGUGAACCAGCAUCAGCUUUACUGUGGACUUGCUAUUAUUUAGCUCAGCAUUACGAUUUUCUUGGUAUGACUGAGAAAGCAUUUGAAGAAAUAAAUGCUGCACUGUCUCAUACACCAACACUUAUUGAACUUUUUGUUACCAAAGGACGUAUAUAUAAGCACGGUGGAAAUGUUCAAGAUGCUUACAAGUGGUUAGAUGAAGCACAAGGUCUAGAUACUGCUGAUCGUUAUAUUAAUUCAAAAUGUGCCAAGUACAUGCUACGCGCUAAUCUCGUAAAAGAAGCUGAAGAAACCUGUAGUAAAUUUACACGCGAAGGUGUACCGCCCAUGGAAAACCUCAACGAGAUGCAAUGUAUGUGGAUACAGACGGAAGCUGCUCGCGCCUAUCAGCGCCUAGGAAAGUACGGUGAGGCGUUGAAGAAAUGCCAUGAAGUCGAUCGCCACUUUUCGGAAAUAAUCGAAGAUCAGUUUGAUUUCCAUACUUACUGUAUGCGUAAAAUGACUCUAAGAUCAUAUGUCGGACUGCUGAGGCUAGAAGAUAUUUUACGCUCCCAUCCGUUUUACUUCAAAGCUGCCAAGUGUGCAAUGGAAGUCUACCUGCGGCUUCAUGAUAAUCCGCUACCUGAUCCCACUCAAAUUCAAGAGAUCGACACCGAAAAUUUGGCGCCUUCGGAGCUCAAGAAGCUGAGGAAUAAACAACGGAAGCAGCGCAGAAAGGCCGAACUUGAACGACAACAAGCUGCUCAAGCUCAAGAAAAACGAGAACAGCAUAAUAAGUCUCGGCAGCAAGCUGAUGCUGAUUUUGAACAACCGACUUUAGAUGAAUUAAUUCCUGAGAAACUUGAACGAGUUGAAGAUCCACUUGAACAAGCCAUCAAGUUCUUACAACCAUUGCAAAACUUAGCUGCUGAUCGUAUUGAGACUCAUUUGAUGGCAUUUGAGAUCUACAUACGCAAAGGUAAAAUUUUAUUAAUGUUACAAUCAAUUAUGCGCGCUCACCGUCUAGAUGCAAACAAUCCAGAGCUGCAUUCAUGCCUGGUACGGUUUCUAAAAUUAACAACAAACCAACAACAACUUGAAGGCCCAGUCGCUGAAGUUAUAAAGCGACAAACCAGUGAAAUAUUUUCUACCACCGACCCAGUUCAAUUCAACGCUGAGUUUUUGAGUAAAAACAAAAAGUCAUUGCCUCACUUAUUCCAAGCUGGACGCAUGAUGUACUUGUUGGAUUCUAGCGCACAGGAAAAAGCUCUUUCGCUUGUCGUUAAUUGCUCUGACGAUGAUAAUGCAUGUAAUACUAAUGGUAAUGAAAGUAAUGGUGGACUAGUAGGUGUAAAUUUGAACAAUUGUGUAAGGAUAUUAGAAGCUCUGCGUAACAAUGAUUUCGGUCCGUGUGAUGAGGCAAUAGAUAAAUACAGGGCUAAAUGUCACAAACGUUUUCCAUAUGCUGCGGCCUUCAAACCAUCGGAGGUAAACAGAGCUGAUGGAUUAAAUGUUAUCAUAAGUAAUCCGAGUGGUAACACUGCCGUUGUCCAUCCAACAGCUUCGGUAAACAUUAAUCAUCAGGUAUCAUUAUCAUCAGUGGGUAAUGAUAAAUCAGCCACAAUUAAAAAUUGAUUGUGAUUAAAUCCAGAAUAUGACAAAAAGCUCAUUUGCGCACGUACAUUAUUAGCGAUUUAUAAUGUGUAAUUGUGUUGUUUGUGAUUAAAUAGAAUGAUAUGAGAUUGGUCAAAAACACAUGAAAAUAUUAAUAAUAAUAAUAAUAAUAAUAAUAAUAAUUAUUAUUAUUAUUAUUAUUAUUAUUAUUAUUAAACAAUUAAUUAAUUAAUUAAUUUUAAUAAUAAUACUGAUUAUUAAAUUAUGCCAAUUUUAAUUUUUUCAAAUACAAUAACCGAUGCGCGUAUAAAAAAAAAUAAUUUAAAAAACAAUAACAUGAAACGAAUAAAUAUGUGAGCAAACAAUUAUAAGUUCGUAAUAAAGAUAAUUGAAUUGAAAAUAA
Molecule: messenger RNA, 3276 nt
Organism: Cotesia glomerata
Lineage: Eukaryota; Metazoa; Arthropoda; Insecta; Hymenoptera; Braconidae
Gene: Naa15-16
Product: N-alpha-acetyltransferase 15, NatA auxiliary subunit
Exons: 9
Coding region: 186-2894 (902 amino acids)
Biological process (GO): N-terminal peptidyl-methionine acetylation
Cellular component (GO): cytoplasm; NatA complex
Molecular function (GO): protein-N-terminal amino-acid acetyltransferase activity; protein binding
Source: RefSeq, a predicted model, not a curated record